AUGAAAAUGAAUUCUUGUUACAAAAUUAUCAAUUUAUAAAAAUCACAGGAUGCUUGUGCUAUAUAAUACGGGGACUUAUUCAUAAAUAGAUUUGAUCUUGAACAAAUAGUAUCUUUUUUCUACUUCUUUGCAACUUUAAAGAUCAUUUCCACCAACAAAAUUGAAGCAGUUGAUAUCUUUGUAUCUAUAAUUUUCCUUCUUUAAAUUCAAUAAGUUAUUCAUAAAAUAAGUUUUUAUAAUUAAAUUUGUUUAGUAGAAUCAGUAUUACUUUCUUUAUCGUAUAAAAAUAUAAUUUUUUAAUUUAUCUUAGCUUAUUCAAUAUUUUUUAUGAUUUCUUCCAUUUUAUUUUGUCAAAAUAAACUAUUUUUUAUGGCUUAAUAAGUAUUUUUCUACAUUAGAAUACCUAUUUUCCUGUUAACUCUCCCAUCUCUAAGAGUGUAGUUGCAUUAUUUAUAUUAUUGA
Molecule: messenger RNA, 462 nt
Organism: Tetrahymena thermophila SB210
Lineage: Eukaryota; Ciliophora; Oligohymenophorea; Hymenostomatida; Tetrahymenidae
Product: transmembrane protein, putative
Exons: 2
Source: RefSeq, a predicted model, not a curated record